Molecule: messenger RNA, 1047 nt
Organism: Dovyalis caffra
Lineage: Eukaryota; Viridiplantae; Streptophyta; Magnoliopsida; Malpighiales; Salicaceae
Source: the annotation of a GenBank genome assembly
AUGUAUACUACCAUGGUGGUAAACUGUUCCAAUUGCCAUACUCCGCUCCAAUUACCACCGGGUGCCGGAUCCAUCCGCUGUGUUAUCUGUCAAGCAGUAACUCACAUCGCUGACCACUCUCGCAAUGUUCCUCCUCCAUCAAGCUCCUUCACUCCUAUUUCUUCCAACCACGCGCCUCCGUCUCCAUACAACCACGCGCCACCGGGUCCUCCACCAAACCAACACGGAAGAAAAAAGGCCGUUAUUGUUGGGAUAUCGUAUAAGUACUCAAGGCAUGAGUUAAAGGGGUGUAUCAACGAUGCAAAGUGCAUGCGUCAUCUUUUGAUGACCAAGUUUCAGUUCCCUCAAGAUUCUAUUCUCAUGUUAACUGAAGAGGAAACUGACCCCUACAGAACUCCCACCAAACAAAACAUGAGGAUGGCAUUAUAUUGGCUUGUACAAGCUUGUCAACCUGGAGAUUCCUUGCUUUUUCACUAUUCUGGACAUGGUUCAAGGCAAAGAAAUUAUAAUGGUGAUGAAGUUGAUGGAUAUGAUGAAACUCUAUGUCCACUGGACUUCGAAACUCAAGGUAUGAUUGUUGAUGAUGAAAUCAAUGCAACAAUUGUCAGACCUCUUCCUCAUGGUGUUAGGCUUCAUGCAAUGGUUGAUGCUUGCCAUAGUGGCACUGUAUUGGAUCUACCCUUCCUUUGCAGAAUGAACAGGAGUGGUCAGUAUGUAUGGGAGGACCAUCGUCCUCGAUCGGGUUUAUGGAAAGGGACAAAUGGUGGAGAAGUCAUUUCUUUCAGUGGUUGCGAUGACGAUCAAACCUCUGCUGAUACAUCUGCUUUAUCAAAGAUAACGUCAACAGGUGCAAUGACUUUUUGCUUCAUCCAAGCCAUUGAGCGUGGACAUGGCACUACUUAUGGGAGCAUUCUCAACUCAAUGCGUACCACUAUCCGAAAUACUGGUAGUGGCCUUGGAGGCUCUGGUGUUGGUGGGCUGAGACAGGAGCCACAGCUAACUUCUUGCCAGCCUUUUGAUGUUUAUACAAGACCUUUCUCUCUUUGA